GCGCCGCAGUGUUGCGGUCGGUGUUAAUUCCCCAGCCCGAGGGAAGCGCUUGGGCGGGAGCGGCCUGAGCUCGAGUCCGGGCCUCGGAACAGGAGCGAGUGAUUGAGAAGCGACCGUUAGCGAGUCUUUCCCCCCCCCUCCCCCCCGGCGGAAGGAGAGCGCGACCGGAGGCCGGUGCGGGAGGGAGUGCCCUCCGUCUGUCACCAUGACAUCCCGAAGGUGGUUUCACCCCAAUAUCACUGGAGUGGAGGCAGAGAACUUGCUGCUAACCAGAGGGGUGGAUGGGAGUUUCUUGGCCCGACCAAGUAAGAGCAAUCCCGGUGACUUCACGCUUUCAGUGAGGCGAAAUGGAGCAGUUACACACAUUAAAAUUCAGAAUACGGGUGAUUACUACGAUUUGUAUGGAGGGGAGAAGUUUGCUACACUGGCUGAGCUGGUGCAGUACUACAUGGAGCACCAUGGGCAGCUCAAGGAGAAGAAUGGCGAUGUCAUUGAACUGAAAUACCCGCUGAACUGUGCCGAUCCUACCUCUGAGAGGUGGUUCCAUGGACACCUCUCGGGAAAAGAGGCAGAGAAGCUGCUUACAGAGAAAGGGAAGCCUGGAAGUUUCCUUGUGCGAGAGAGCCAAAGCCACCCAGGAGACUUUGUUCUAUCUGUGAGGACUGGUGAUGACAAAGGAGAGAGCAGUGAGGGGAAACCGAAAGUCACUCAUGUAAUGAUCCGAUGCCAGGAUGGGAAAUACGAUGUUGGUGGAGGGGAAAAGUUUGAUUCCUUGACGGACCUGGUGGAGCACUACAAAAAGAACCCGAUGGUGGAAACCUUGGGCACUGUCUUGCAGCUCAAACAGCCACUAAACACAACACGAAUUAAUGCAGCCGAAAUUGAAAGCCGUGUGAGGGAACUGAGCAAACCAGCUGAGAUGAUGGAUAAGGUGAAGCAAGGAUUCUGGGAAGAGUUUGAGACACUACAACAGCAAGAGUGUAAGCUUCUCUAUAGUCGAAAGGAAGGACAGCGGUCAGAAAACAAAAACAAGAAUCGCUACAAGAAUAUCCUGCCCUUUGAUCACACUCGAGUAGUCCUACAUGAUGGAGAUGUGAAUGAAUCUGGUUCUGAUUACAUCAAUGCCAACUUCAUUACGCAUGACAUUGAAAGCAAUCGAACCACCACAAAGACAAAGAAGAGCUACAUUGCCACGCAGGGCUGUCUGCAGAACACGGUGAAUGACUUCUGGAGGAUGGUUUUUCAAGAAAACUCGAGUGUAAUUGUCAUGACUACAAAAGAAGUGGAACGAGGAAAAAGCAAAUGUGUGAAAUACUGGCCAGAUGAAAUGUCCUUGAAGGAAUAUGGAGGUAUGCGUGUCAGGAAUGUUCGAGAGAGCCCAGCCCAUGAUUAUAUCUUAAGGGAGCUCAAACUUUCUAAAGUAGGACAGGGGAGCACUGAAAGGACUGUGUGGCAAUAUCAUUUCAAAACAUGGCCAGAUCAUGGUGUUCCCAGUGAUCCGGGUGGUGUCCUGGAUUUUCUGGAAGAAGUAAAUAUCAAACAGGAGAACAUCCCAGAAACGGGGCCAAUCGUUGUUCACUGCAGUGCAGGGAUUGGGCGUACAGGAACCUUUAUAGUGAUCGACAUCCUAAUCGACAUCAUCAGGGAGAAAGGUGUGGACUGCGACAUCGAUGUUCCAAAGAGUAUUCAGAUGGUGCGGUCACAGCGUUCUGGGAUGGUUCAGACAGAGGCUCAGUACAGAUUCAUUUACAUGGCUGUUCAGCACUAUAUUGAAACACUGCAGCGUCGGAUCGAAGAGGAACAGAAAAGCAAGAUAAAAGGCCGUGAAUACACAAACAUCAAAUAUUCCUUAUCAGACCUGACGUGUGGAGGAGAUCAGAGUCCUUUCCCACCCUGCACACCCAAUCCAGCAUGUACAGAAAUGAAAGAUGAGGGUGGCCGGAUCUAUGAAAAUGUUGGCUUAAUGCAGGCGCAAAAGGGCCAUAGAUGAGAUAAUGCCAGUGUUCGGAACAGAAUAGAAAGGAACAAGUGAGGUGGCUGUGAAAAGCAGAGGUGAAAUGAAAACACGUCAGGAGUGAGCAGAAUGAAAAAUGACCGUCGAAGGCUUAGUUCAGAGCAUUGUGGAAUUUAUUUUCUUCCCCUCCCGCCCCUUUCCCAUUUAAACACUAAAAGUGAAUGGUAAUCACCCUCAUUUGUCUCCAAACAAUAUUCUCUGUGCUAGAAAAUGAAGCAUCACCCAUACUUCAUCAUGCAUCAUUGACAUUGCUUUUCAGUAUUUUACUGACGUGAAACCCAAGUGCCUUUUUACAGUCACAGCCUCUCUGCAGUCAUUUUUACUUCAUGUACUUGAACUCAUUUUAAUUCUUUGUUAAAUACAAAAUAGUUAAAAACCCAGUGAGGGUGAAUAGAAAAUCAUACAUUAAUGUGGAUCUUGAAAGAAUAGUUUGCUUUUAGCAACAUGUCCUGUAACAUUGACGUAGACCAUGAGAGUGUUAUGUGUUGUACAUUUGGCUUUCCUUGUUUUUAUUAAUAGCUUAAAAAGAGGGAUUGUUGGAAUUUGCACAUGGGAUUUCCCUCUCUUUCCUCCUCUCCCUGUUAAGUUGUUGGAAGUAUCGAGGCUUUUUAAAACUUUAAACUCUCAUCUUUGUAAGAAAGCGAUUCACUGGUCUUAGCCUCGCUGUUAGGGUUGAUAAUGUGUUGGAGAUUAGACGUGUGCUAUCCCACACGAUGUGUAUUGUUUCAUAGCAAACAUUUUAAAAAUUAAUUUUCAUUCUGUGCCAACAAGAUUGUUCUCCCUGGUAAUAAUGAGAAGUCAGCAGCCUCAGUCCAGUUGAGCUCUGAUGAACGUAGGACCUGCUCACCAGGGAACUUGACACUCGGAUAGGAUUUAGGGUUCCAUUUGUAUCCCUCAAAGCCACAGCUAUAGACGACCAAUUUGACUGUCUUUGCCCUGUAACAGUUCACUCCUUUAGUACUUGGAGUAAGGCAAACUGUAGGCCUGGGAUAGUCAAAGGUGUGCCAAUCUCCUAUAAAAGAUCUUGAGCCAGAAACAAGUGAUCUUCCUCCACCGUGCCUAUAAAAUUCGAUGUCUGCCUACAUGCUCCCACCUCCAAACCUGAACCCCAUGCUACCCCACAGCUCUGUUUUCCUGAGGUUUUUUUCCAUACGGUUUAGGUUACAAAAAGUGCAUGUUCGACAUCAGAGUCAUAAAAAGGCAUGUGUACUGUUUUGGUUCAAACAUACAUGUAAAUUUAGAUGUUAUUUUCUGUGUACUUUUAUAUGAAAUGCUCUACUUUUAAAUCCUCCAUGGAGCACAAAUUAAUAUAUAUUCAACAGCAGGUUGAAUUCCUAGUAUGCAAGGAGACAAUGGAUUAGGUAGAUGCACUUUGGAAACUAAAUCCCUUGAGGACAGCACAACUUUGCUUGGUAUUUUCUUGAAACUUGGCAAAGGCAAGGUUCAGCUUCUGUAGGUUUUCCCUCUCUGGUAGCCUGCACACAACAUAAGAAAUAGGAGCAGGAGUAGGCCAUUUGGCCCCUCAAGCCUGCCCCACCAUUCAGUAAGAUCACGGCUGAUCUGCCCCAGGCCUCAACUCCUUUUUUGUGCCAACCCCUCAUAGCCCUCAACUCCCCGAUAUUUCAAAAAUACCUCUUCUUUAAAUACUUCCAGGCAUCUAGCCUCCAUAACUCUCUGGGGUUACUGGAGUUACUAAAGAGGUCCACCAGAGUUCAAUGUGCAGUCCAAAUACAAGAGAGAAAAAUCAACACACCAUUUUGUCCCAUUUCAGGAGAAGUGAGGGAUGAUAUCAGUGAAGAGGAGUAGGUCAUCGGCCUGGGCCUCUGCACAUCCAUUCCUUGCAACACUGACCUUAUCCCAAGUUACAAAUGUGCAAGGGUGUGCAUCCCUGACAAAAGCUAUCCUGGAUCUCCUGUAACCAUGUUUGGGCAGAAGUGAUUCUGCCUUCCCUUAUUUCCCUGCUGCCCCUUCCCUCUUUUCAUGAACAGAACUUUCUUCUAGAACCAUAUGCAUGUGUAGGAAAAUGCCAUAUCCCAGACACAACAGAAGCUUCUGAAAAAAAAACAAUGCUGAAGAUACUCAGCAGGUCUGACAGCAUCUGUAGAGGGAGAAACAGAGUCAAAUAUGACUCAGAAGCUUCUGAAGCAAUUUUAAGGUUUUAAAAUGAAUGGAAAAAUGGUAGUGGGGGUAACCUACUUGAUUAGACCAUGUUAAAUCUGACAUAACUCAAGUAGCCUUGAGGGAACAGGUGAUGCCUUGUAAGAGAACAUUUGGACUUUCUCCAGGAUUAAAUGGGCAUUGUGAAAACUGCUGUGUCCACUGUAACGGUGCAGACGCUUAACUGUCUGUAAACCACUACAGGAGCCAUUGUUUGGCCUGGGCUUAAAAAAGGAUCAGGAACAGACUCAGGCACAUGAUUAAGUAGUGUCUCAAGACAGUGGUGUGUAAGCAGAAAUUUCCAACGUGCAAAUGAUACUUUUGAACCACAGUACAAGUGUUUUAGUCUAUGUGCCAAAUCUAUGGGGUAAAUUGACGGGACAUGCAAGCUCUGCUGCACCCACCCUGCCCCCUGCUGGCAGCGUUUUGCAGGUAGCUUGCCCCUAGUGAUGCUUGUGACUCGAAUAGUCGUCUUGUGAAGCUGCAACUAAAUACGUUGAGGAUAUCAAAAGAAUUUUACAAUUUGAAAUGGGAAUCUGAAUGUUAAACAUCUGCAGAAAACUCAGCUGAGUCAAUUUUCCUUAAAGCAGUUGAUGUGAAACUAUUUAGAUAUCUAAAAUGUGACCAUGAAUUCUAUUGUAUUCACUGACCGGAGUUGUUUGGAGGAUCUUAUGCUUGAAUCAGGAUUUUGUAAUUUUGUGUUGUUAUGAGUCCUUUAUGUCCUCCUGCCCUCCAAGCUCCACGCCACCUGUAACUGAUUCGCCUGAGGGUGGGUUGUGACCUGCUCCCAGGCCUCUACCAUUAGCCAAGCUGUGAGCAGCCACAUGAAGCACCCCAGCAAUAAGCAUCUUUCCUCCGUAUGGCCAUUGCUUCCUGCCCUCCAUGUGGAGGAUCCUGGCCUCUGCUCAGUUUCCUUGCGCUAAAAUGUCAGACGUCAGGAAGUCCUGGCCUCGGAAUGAACCUAAUUGCCCAGUUGCUCCAUGUUGAUGCCCUAACGCACGCCACCGUUACAUAGCUACUUCAUGUUUUAUGGUUGAGCAUUGAUUGAGGAGUCUUCAUUCGUUUGGAAUUCUGCACUCAGUUCAUGAAUGUGUUUACCUGAAGCUGACUAUCUCAUUAAUGAGCUUUCAACUUCACAACACUUAAACUCAAUAGUUAAUAUAAAAAGAAGCUGGGGGGGAGAGGGGGAAUUUACUUUAGAAAGUCUUGGAUGUAACCAGUUGGCCUUUUAAUGUGAAUUGAAUUGCUCUAAUGCUUCAGAUUAUUACAUGGGCUGUUUAUUCACCUGCAGAAUCACAAAUUGAAUAAAUAAUUGUAGAUGAUCAAGAAUAAUGGUGCAAUGACUAUAAAUGACAUCUGCUUUUUAUUAUCCAUCCAGUAAUUUCACAUUUUGUCAAAGUACAUACCAUUCAGAUGUCUAGUUUAUGUACAGACACAGUAAAUGAUUUUCCUAUAUUUAUAAAAGUAUAUAUGGGUGGUAGUCGAUUUCUUUUUUUGCUAGUCAUGCUGUGAUUUUAAAGCUACAUAAGCUGAUAUCAGAGUAUAAAUGUAUUUGUAAUGUAUCAGAUCUAAAAUUAGAAAUAAAGUCAUUUUAUAUAA
Carcharodon carcharias (great white shark) is the source of this 5770-nucleotide messenger RNA. It is a transcript of the gene ptpn11a, whose product is annotated as protein tyrosine phosphatase non-receptor type 11a. Gene Ontology annotation, biological process: protein dephosphorylation. The coding region runs from base 206 to 1990 and encodes 594 amino acids. The transcript is spliced from 16 exons. NCBI's taxonomy places the organism in Eukaryota, Metazoa, Chordata, Chondrichthyes, Lamniformes, Lamnidae. The record is from RefSeq and is a predicted model, not a curated record. Gene Ontology annotation, molecular function: protein tyrosine phosphatase activity.